GAAGACAUCCAACAAGAAGCGCCCGAGGAAGAAAUCCCACAAGAGACGCCAGAAGAUAUUCAGGAGGAAAUAGGCUUCGAUCAUCCACCAGAGCGCUUGGCCGUGGUCGGGGCUCCAAUUGCUGGUGACGUGAGCGUCGACAAAUCUGUGAAGAAGGACGUUCGGAGCUGGGACAUGCCAGUUCUCUUGAAGUCUCGUGCUCAUGCAUUUGACAUCAUUUGA
Durusdinium trenchii is the source of this 222-nucleotide messenger RNA. Lineage: Eukaryota; Dinophyceae; Suessiales; Symbiodiniaceae. The record is from the annotation of a GenBank genome assembly.